AUCUGACCGUGUUUUCUGCAUCAUGUGCGGCAUAUUUGCUUACUUAAACUACCAUGUUCCUCGCACAAGACGAGAAAUCUUGGAGACCCUUAUCAAAGGCCUUCAGAGACUGGAGUACAGAGGAUAUGAUUCUGCUGGUGUGGGCGUUGAUGGAGGCAAUGACAAAGAUUGGGAAGCCAAUGCCUGCAAAAUCCAGCUCAUUAAGAAGAAAGGAAAAGUCAAGGCACUGGAUGAAGAAGUUCACAAACAACAGGAUAUGGAUUUGGAUAUAGAAUUUGAUGUACACCUUGGAAUAGCUCAUACCCGUUGGGCAACACAUGGAGAACCCAAUCCUGUCAAUAGCCACCCCCAGCGUUCUGAUAAAAAUAAUGAAUUUAUUGUUAUUCACAAUGGAAUCAUCACCAACUACAAAGACUUGAAAAAGUUUUUGGAAAGCAAAGGCUAUGACUUUGAAUCUGAAACAGACACAGAGACAAUUGCUAAGCUUGUUAAGUAUAUGUAUGACAAUCGGGAAAGUCAAGAUACCAGUUUUACUACCUUGGUGGAGAGAGUUAUCCAACAAUUGGAAGGUGCUUUUGCACUCGUAUUUAAAAGUGUUCAUUUUCCUGGACAAGCAGUUGGUACAAGGCGAGGUAGCCCUCUGUUGAUUGGUGUACGGAGUGAGCAUAAACUUUCUACUGAUCACAUUCCAAUACUCUACAGAACAGGCAAAGACAAGAAAGGAAGCUGCAAUCUCUCUCGGGUGGACAGCACAACUUGCCUUUUCCCUGUUGAAGAAAAAGCUGUGGAGUAUUACUUUGCUUCUGAUGCAAGUGCUGUCAUAGAACACACCAAUCGCGUCAUCUUUCUUGAAGAUGAUGAUGUAGCAGCAGUGGUGGAUGGCCGCCUUUCUAUCCAUCGAAUUAAACGAACUGCCGGAGAUCACCCCGGACGAGCUGUGCAAACCCUCCAGAUGGAACUUCAGCAGAUCAUGAAGGGCAACUUCAGUUCAUUUAUGCAGAAGGAAAUUUUUGAGCAGCCAGAGUCUGUUGUGAACACAAUGAGAGGAAGAGUCAACUUUGAUGACUAUACUGUGAAUUUGGGUGGCUUGAAGGAUCACAUUAAGGAGAUCCAGAGGUGUCGGCGUUUGAUUCUUAUUGCUUGUGGAACAAGUUACCAUGCUGGUGUAGCAACACGUCAAGUUCUUGAGGAGCUGACUGAGUUGCCUGUGAUGGUGGAACUAGCCAGUGACUUCCUGGAUAGAAACACGCCAGUCUUUCGAGAUGAUGUUUGCUUUUUCCUUAGUCAAUCAGGUGAGACAGCAGAUACCCUGAUGGGUCUUCGGUACUGUAAGGAGAGAGGUGCUUUAACUGUGGGGAUCACAAAUACAGUUGGCAGUUCCAUAUCAAGGGAGACAGAUUGUGGUGUUCACAUUAAUGCUGGUCCUGAGAUUGGUGUGGCCAGUACAAAGGCUUACACCAGCCAGUUUGUGUCCCUUGUGAUGUUUGCCCUUAUGAUGUGUGAUGACAGGAUCUCCAUGCAAGAGAGACGCAAAGAGAUCAUGCUUGGGUUGAAACGGCUGCCUGAUUUGAUUAAGGAAGUACUGAGCAUGGAUGAUGAAAUUCAGAAAUUGGCAACAGAACUUUAUCAUCAGAAGUCAGUCCUGAUCAUGGGACGAGGCUAUCAUUAUGCUACUUGUCUUGAAGGGGCACUGAAAAUCAAAGAAAUUACUUACAUGCACUCUGAAGGUAUUCUUGCUGGUGAAUUGAAACAUGGUCCUCUGGCUUUGGUGGAUAAGUUGAUGCCUGUCAUUAUGAUCAUCAUGAGAGAUCACACUUACACCAAGUGUCAGAAUGCUCUGCAGCAGGUGGUUGCUCGGCAGGGACGCCCUGUGGUGAUUUGUGAUAAGGAGGAUACUGAAACCAUUAAGAACACAAAAAGAACGAUCAAGGUGCCCCAUUCAGUAGACUGUUUGCAGGGCAUUCUCAGCGUGAUCCCCUUACAGUUGCUGGCCUUCCACCUUGCUGUACUGAGAGGCUAUGAUGUGGAUUUCCCACGGAAUCUUGCCAAAUCCGUAACUGUAGAGUAAAGAGCAUCUGAAACUCUGGGCGACUAAGCAACACUAGACACCUUUUGUAUUUAAGACCUUGAUUUAAAAUAUCACCCCUUGAAGACUUUUUUAGUAAAUCCUUAUUUAUAUGUCAGUUAUAAUUAUUCCACUCAAUUUGUGAUUUUUGUGAAAUUACCUCUUAUAUUUUUCCAGUAAUUUGUGGGGGAGUUAGAAUAAUGACAUCUGUAUUGGAAUCUGUAUCAGAAAGAUUUUAGCUGUUGUUUGCUUUCAAGAAUGCUGAGUAUUGAAUUUCUGGGCCCUCCAUAUCAAUCUGAGAAGAUUGUAUGUUUUUAAAAUAACUGGCAUUUGUUUUACCAUGCUUCUGUUCAUUCAGACCAAUGAAAGAGUAGUGCAUUUAGUUGAAAUAUCUAAAGCCAGUGGCAAUGGAUGCUAAUACUUGGACGUUUAAUGAAGAUUUUGAUUAAGUUAUAUAUAAAGAGAAGAUGCUGUGAUUUAUUUUGAAA
This is a messenger RNA of Galeopterus variegatus (Sunda flying lemur), 2553 nucleotides long. It is a transcript of the gene GFPT1, whose product is annotated as glutamine--fructose-6-phosphate transaminase 1. The transcript is spliced from 19 exons. Gene Ontology annotation, molecular function: L-glutamine:D-fructose-6-phosphate transaminase (isomerizing) activity; carbohydrate derivative binding. Lineage: Eukaryota; Metazoa; Chordata; Mammalia; Dermoptera; Cynocephalidae. Gene Ontology annotation, biological process: UDP-N-acetylglucosamine metabolic process; carbohydrate derivative biosynthetic process; fructose 6-phosphate metabolic process. The record is from RefSeq and is a predicted model, not a curated record. Bases 23 to 2068 code for a protein of 681 amino acids.